Chaetomium fimeti is the source of this 921-nucleotide messenger RNA. RefSeq lists its product as uncharacterized. The transcript is spliced from 2 exons. Bases 138 to 818 code for a protein of 226 amino acids. The record is from RefSeq and is a predicted model, not a curated record. NCBI's taxonomy places the organism in Eukaryota, Fungi, Ascomycota, Sordariomycetes, Sordariales, Chaetomiaceae.
CCAUGACGUCACUUAUGGCCACAAAUGGAGACCGAGCUCUGUCGAUUUACAAGUCGUAGAUUACAAGUCACAAAUAACUCACCCACAGCUUCUACAAUUUGAGUCAACUUCAAGAGACAUCAAACAGAAACGCUGCCAUGGAGUCCGCGGCACACGCAAAAGACCGAGAUGCCGAAGCAAAGGUGGCUGGCGAGCCACGCACCACAAAGAGCACCGUACUCGAGACGGGCGCCGCCAUGACACAGGACUUCUCGCCACUCCAAAACAUCUGCGCCCAUCUCAACGCUUUCCACGUCUACGCGUCCGAGCCGAGCCGCGUCGUCGAGGCCAACCACUACUGCGGCCACCUGACCGAGGAUGUGCGCCAGUGUCUGCUCUACGACAGCCCCUCUCCCGGCGCCCGCCUGAUCGGCGUUGAGUACAUGAUUAAGCCGCACCUAUACGAGACCCUGGACCCGGAGGAGCGCCGCCUCUGGCACAGCCACGUCUUCGAGGUCAAGUCGGGCAUGCUCGUCAUGCCGCAGCCCUCGCCGUUCGUGGCGCAGGCCUUGUGGGACAAGGCCGAGACCGCCGAGAUGGAGCAGGUGGUCCGGCUCUAUGGCAAGGUGUACCACUUGUGGCAGGUCGACCGCGGGGAUAAACUGCCGCUAGGAGAGCCGCAGUUGAUGACUAGUCUGACCAAGGCGGACCAGCUGCCGGGGUUGGAGGACGUUAUGCACCAGAGGGAUAAGCGGUUUCCAGGCUGUGAUUGGCGGAAGAAGAAAGAAAUCAGGAAAGAUCUCGAGGAGCCUGAGAUCCAUCCCGGCAAGUGCAAGUAGGCCAAGAGUGUUGUACAAACGCUGACUUUACACAGAUGCGGACUACACCUGGAAAAAGAGGUGAAGGAAAACGUUCUGAAUUCUACCCGCAAACGACUACUUC